UCUCGCCAUGGCGGCCAUCCAAGCCCUCCAGCAGUGGUGCAAGAAGCAGUGCGAAGGCUACCGGGACGUGCGCAUCACCAACAUGACCACCUCCUUCCGCGACGGCUUGGCCUUCUGCGCGAUCCUGCACCGCCACAGGCCGGAUCUGAUCAACUUCACCGCUCUGAGCAAGGACAACGUCUUUGAAAACAACCAUUUGGCUUUCCAAGUGGCAGAGAAGGAGUUGGGAAUCCCGGCCUUGCUGGACGCGGAAGACAUGGUGGCUUUGAAAGUCCCGGACAGGUUAAGCAUCCUCACCUAUGUCUCGCAGUAUUACAACUAUUUCCAUGGCCGCUCUCCGAUUGGAGGGAUGGCUGGAGUCAAACGCCCCUCGUCCAACCCCGCUGAGGAGCCAAAGGAGAAGAAGGCCAUUUCGGAACCAGCUGGCCCGGCUCCGGCUAAGCCCGCUCGAAUCUUUGUGCCUUCUGAACCCAAGGCAAACCUGGCCCCACAGGAACGAAAUCCGGUGAAAGAGAACCCUCCAGCAACUGGGAGACGAAUCUUGGUGGAGACCAGCAACACCCGGAGCAGCGACUGCGCUGUCUGUGGUAGCCACGUGCACCUGGUACAGCGCCACCUGGUGGAUGGGAAGCUCUAUCACAGGAACUGCUUCAGGUGCAAACAGUGUUCCAGCACACUGACCUCUGGGGCCUAUAAAGCUGGGACAGAGCCCGGCACACUCAUCUGCACCAGACACGAAGAACCAAACCACCUCCACGUUACCCCAUCUUCGAGGGCCAUCGGGGGAGAGAAUAAACCUACUGGACCCACGUCAGCUUCCGGGAUUCAUUUGAAAGGACUGGAAUCCAAGAAGCCGACGCAGGAACCCUUGAAAACAAACCAGGUGCCCCGGAACAACACCUUUGCCAAGCCGUGGGAACCUUCCUAUCUGGGAACAAAUAAAUCCGGCUCCGUUUCCACCAGCCCUAUUUCACGUCGCACCAAUCCCGUUGGGGAUAAAGCAGACUGUCCUGAAGCUGGUGUCCCGCCGGCUUCUUCUCAUUGGACGUCCUCUGCCAAGACGCAGCAGGCCCGGGAGACAUUUUUCCAGUCCGGUUUAGGGUCUUCCGAACAUUCCGCGAACCGAACGGAAACUGUUAAAAACCACGUCUCUCCUUUUAAGGCUCCCGAAGCAGCUGGGAAAACAUUGUUUCCGGGAUUCAGCACACCAGCGACGAACUCCGGCAGCAGCGAGAAAGACAAGGCACGGAGCAUUCUCAUGCACGCGCUACCCGGGCCUUCCACAACCGGGCAAAGAGGGUCCCCGGGGGCUCAACCCAGAUCGCCGUGGGGCCGGGGGUCCUCGCCCGCCCCCUCUGGCUUUCGACGCCUAGAGCCAAAGGACACUCCCAACGUCUCAAAGCCCACCAUUGGGCCGAGCAACUCGGAAAAACAGGGACCAACACUGCCAAGGACUGCUGCUCCAAAUUUGCCCAAGGACCAACACCUCGCUAUGGGAACAGCCGUCCGGAACCCCAUCAAGGAUCAACCCAUUAGCAGACCUGCUGAAGCUAGACUUAAAGUGGAUCCCAAGGUCUCCAAAGCAGGCAGUCCAGCUGUCACGGAAGAGAAGUCGGAGAGCCCAGCAGACUGGCGGUCGAGGCUGAAGCCGGUGGGCACCAAAUUCCCCCACCAAGGAGAUGCUGGAAAUGCUCCAAAGCCCACAGAAGGCCACAAACUGGUUAUCAACAAAGCCCCGAGCUCGGCACCCGAAGAAACAAAGCCAGCUUUUCCCAAAGUCUCCCUGAUGGUUCAGGACGCUGCGCCAUCAGCUGAUCAGCCACAGAAGAAGAGACUGUUGGUGCCCAGCCUGGAUGUCACCAGCAAUUGGCAGAAGCUGAAGCAUCAGUGGGAAGAUGCUCCGGUUCUCCGGAAGGUGGAGGAGCCAGGCUUGCCAAAGAAAGCCAUUGCAUCUGUUAAACCUUCAGCUCCGGAACCCUUCCAGAAGAAACCGAGCAGUCCGGCGGUGUCUCCAUCCAAGCUCUCCUCAGACUACAUCCCUGAGGAAGAAAUCCAGAAGGAAGUCCAGCAGAUCGGGAGAGAUCUGGAUGAGCUAGAACUGAAAGGGGUAGACAUGGAGAAGCAGUUGCGGAAAUGUGAAGGAGAUGACCGUGAGGACGCGCUGAUGGUGGAGUGGUUCAAGCUCAUCCAUGAGAAGCAACUCCUGUUGAGGCGGGAGUCAGAGCUGAUGUACAGGUCAAGACAACAGAAACUAGAGGAGAGGCAGUGGAACAUCGAGACCGAACUCCGGAACCUCAUGAAUAAACCCGAAUCCCUGAAGACCCCCAAGGACAAAGCCCAAGAAGAAGAACUGCUCAAGUCCUAUCUGGCCAUCAUUGAUGGCCGGAAUGAGAUUGUGGAGAACUUGGACGAGGACCGGAUCAGGGAGCUGGAGGAGGACAAAGAGAUGGCCGCCCUGAUCCAGAAACUUGACGUGCCUCGUAGCAGCCAGGAAGGUGAAAAGAAGAAAGUCAAGUUCGGCUUAUUUAAAAUACUGCAACUGAAAAUCAAGAGCUAGGAGCUGCGUGU
Heteronotia binoei (common prickly gecko) is the source of this 2568-nucleotide messenger RNA. RefSeq names its product MICAL like 2 (gene MICALL2). The record is from RefSeq and is a predicted model, not a curated record. NCBI's taxonomy places the organism in Eukaryota, Metazoa, Chordata, Lepidosauria, Squamata, Gekkonidae. Gene Ontology annotation, molecular function: protein binding.